AUUAAAUCUAACAAAUAUGAAAUGAUGCUGUAUUCUUUGUAUUUGGAAGAAGGAGUAUUGUAUAAGAUAAUAAAUAAGAUAAAGAAUUAUUUGCAAUGUAUCAAGCAGAAUUAUUCCUGCAAUGCGAAUUGCAUACUUGUUUCUUCUUAUUAG
Cryphonectria parasitica EP155 is the source of this 153-nucleotide messenger RNA. RefSeq lists its product as uncharacterized. NCBI's taxonomy places the organism in Eukaryota, Fungi, Ascomycota, Sordariomycetes, Diaporthales, Cryphonectriaceae. The record is from RefSeq and is a predicted model, not a curated record. The annotation marks the transcript as partial. The transcript has a single exon.